AUGGCUACUGCUUCUUUCUGUUCUUCCAUUCUUCUUUUCACUCUCAUUUUUCAUCCAUGCUUGCGUUAUAAUGUAGCUGCCAAUAAUGCAGUACUUGGGACGGAGAGGGAAGCAUUAGAAAUAAUCAUAGGUGGAGGUGGGGGUGGAUAUUCUCCAGCCCCCUCUCCUGAAAAUGAAUAUUGUCCGCCUCCUCCACCUCCCGAGCCCCUUUGUCCCCCGCCGCCACCAUCUCCAUCGCCACCCCCUCCCCCAUCACCUCCUCCACCGCCGCCGCCGCCCAAAUCGCCACCUCCCGCCUUUCCGAGCAAAAACAUCAAAAGAGACUAUUUCACAAUUCAGAAAUUCAAGAAAAAAAUUACUUUUGACCCCUUAAAAAUUACAGAUAAAUGGACGGGAAAUGAUGUCUGUCAUUACCCGGGCUUUGCAUGUGCAACUGUACCUGACCAGAAAGUGACUGCCCUUGCAGCAGCAGAUUUCAAUGGCUAUUUGUUUGGUGGCCCUGAUCUUCAGCUUACUGAUUUCAUCGAUCAGUUGCUGGACGUAUCCAUCUUUCAUGCAAACUCCAACAAUUUCAGUGGCCCUGUCCCAAAGAAUAUUAGUACUUCAAGAGUCCGCUACUUGUUUGAGCUCGAUCUCAGCAACAACAAGUACUCUGGUGGAUUCCCUGUGUCUGUUCUUCAAGCCACCAACUUAACCUUUUUAGACAUGAGGUUCAACUCAUUUUCAGGGCCAGUUCCAGCUGAAGUCUUCACCUUAGACUUAGAUGCACUUUUGAUGAACAACAACCAAUUCUCACAACAGCUUCCUGAUAAUCUCGGUUCCACACCUGCCAUUUAUCUCACUCUUGCUAAUAACAAGUUCACUGGUCCAAUUCCAAGAAGUAUCGGCAAUGCCCGAAACCUUCUUGAAGUGCUUUUCUUGAACAAUAAGUUCAGCGGGUGCUUGCCAUACGAGAUUGGCAAAUUGAAAUUGAUUGCCCUUUUUGAUGCGAGCAGCAACAAGUUGACUGGCCCAAUACCCCAUUCAUUUGCAUGCUUAGCAAAGAUGGAGACCCUGAAUUUGGCCGGAAACGAAUUUUACGGACCGGUGCCAGAGAUGGUGUGCGACUUGCCUAGAUUAACAAACUUGUCUCUGUCAAACAACUAUUUCACUCAGGUUGGACCCGAGUGCAGGAGUUUGAUAAAGAAAAGGAUUCUUGAUGUUGGAAUGAACUGCAUUUUGGAUCUUCCUGGUCAGAGAUCAGCAGCUGAUUGUGCUGCCUUCUUCGCAAAACACAGGACUUGUCCCAAUGAGAGUCCCAAUGAGAGGUCACUCCACUAUAUUCCUUGUAGGAAGGAUGGUUAUUCGAGUUCAUUGAAGACGUCUGAUCAACAAUCAGUGGCCCCGGCUGCUGCACCUGUGACAUAUAAUGCUCUUAAACCACAUAAGUUGCGGUUUUAA
Messenger RNA from Dovyalis caffra, 1440 nucleotides. The record is from the annotation of a GenBank genome assembly. Lineage: Eukaryota; Viridiplantae; Streptophyta; Magnoliopsida; Malpighiales; Salicaceae.